Messenger RNA from Fimicolochytrium jonesii, 1431 nucleotides. RefSeq lists its product as uncharacterized. The coding region runs from base 1 to 1431 and encodes 476 amino acids. The record is from RefSeq and is a predicted model, not a curated record. The transcript has a single exon. NCBI's taxonomy places the organism in Eukaryota, Fungi, Chytridiomycota, Chytridiomycetes, Spizellomycetales, Powellomycetaceae.
AUGCAUGCCCUCCAGUUGGCAUCUACCGGUCGCAACACCACAGAUCACCAGGCGCGGAUAGACUAUUUGCGGAAAGUGAUUGAGGGGUGGUUCCUUGGCGCCGACUUCUUCUCCAUCAAGAGGGAGAACUUUCAGAGUUGGGUCGCGUGGGCGUUCUUGGACGAGGAUUUGGCGUUGUUGGACAAGGAGAACAGGCAUCAGGUGGAUAAGCUCACCAAGAUCAUUGAGCGAGCUUGCGAGCAUUCCUUCCCGCCCGGGAACAAUCCCGACUUGAAAUGCAUUCGGCUCACUCUGGACGCCGUGCAGGCGACCCACCGUCCUCUCAUCUACUACAUAGUGUGCAAAUCCGUCAACGCCCUCUCGCACUUACUCCUGCGAGGUAUCGGAUUCCGCCUACGUGAACUGCAACGCAAGCAUGUGCCUGGAAGCGGAAAGCUGACGUACCUUUACCGCCCGGCCAAAGAGCCUAUGCCCGAAGGUGCUCUCCCUAUCGUGUUCAUCCACGGGAUCGGAAUCGGGUUCGCUGCAUACGUCCCGUUCCUGCUCUGCCUGCCCCGCAAUGUCCCCGUCUACCUCCUCGAAUGGCCGCACGUCUCCAUGCAACUGACGGAGGAAGUGCCUACCAUCGAAGAAACUAUGGCAUUCUUGGUCGCGAUGUUGGAUACGGAUCAGCAGGAGAAAGCUACUUUCGUCGCUCACAGUCUUGGCACGAUCGCGGUCGCGUGGAUGCUUCGGUCGGAAUCGCACCGCCAACGCGUAGGCUCCGUCGUCCUCCUCGACCCCGUCACCUUUGUCCUCUGCGACCCUACCAUCGCCUACAACUUCCUCCACCGCCCGCCGUCCAACUCCCUGGAGCUGAUCAUGCAAUACUUCGUCUCCCGCGAGAUGUACAUCGCCAACUCGCUCAGUAGACACUUCCACUGGAGCAAAAACAUCCUGUUCUAUGACAACCUCCCCCACCCACAAGAUGGUUUGAAACACGUCGUCUCCCUUUCCGGCGUCGACGCCAUCGUCCCCUCCCCACGAGUCAAACUCUACCUCGACACCUGCGCCGAAAUGGACGGGUACAGAAACCCCGUAGAUGUCAUCUACCACGACGAGCAGAACCACGGCGAAAUGCUGUUCCGCCUCCCCUUCCUCCGUCUGAUCAUGGAACGGAUACGUGAAGCGUGCGGGUCUAUCCCGUCCCAGCCGCCUAUGUCCGUAUCAGGCGAAUUUCAGAGCCCACCACAAUCCUUUGUGAACACCCCCAAAUCCGUAAAAUCGUCGCCACCGCAUAACAUGAAGCUCCGCUCGCACGCACGACGACCGGCGGCUUCUCCCUCGCCUGUGGCAUCCGUAGACGCCGCCGCUCCUGUUGUCGUCACAUCCACCGCCACAUCACGCGGCCGGUCCAACUCAAAGGCGCCUCGGCUGUCUGUCAUUGCAUGA